AUGAAGUCCCUCCUAGACUGCCCAGCGGAAAUUGUGCAUUCCAUCUUGGAGUGCCUGCCUGCAGCUAGUCUCCGCGAUCUUUGCCUUGUCAGCCGAGGUUUGCGCGAAGUCGCUGAGCCGCUGCUAUACGCCCAUUUGCUGUUGAUAUGGCUGGGAGGCGAUCCACCUCCGUCCUUCAUAAUACUUCUACAGAACCUCCAGCGACGUCCUCAGCUUGCUAAAUAUGUUCAAUCUCUUUCCUUGGCAGAAGGCUACACGAGGAAUGGUUGGCGUAUUUCCGUGGAUAGCUCCGAGCUAGCGAGUCUCAUCGCGAUAAUUCAAGACAUCAAUCCGCCAUUUCGAGACUUGUGGAUCCAAGAGCUGAGAAAUGGCACACCAGAUGCCAUUGUUAUGCUACUUCUAUCGUUGGCCCCGAAUAUAACGGACCUGCGUCUGACAGGCAAAUUCAGCGCCGAUAAUCGCCUCCUUGGUAGGAUGCUGAGAGCUUCCCUCUGCCAAACUGUGGAUUGCAACCUCCCACGAUUCCAACAUCUGCGGCAAGUGCUACUUGACACUCAAUCGUCCAUCAUUCGCCACCCGGAGAUGCAGAAUACGGCCGAUGCUCUCUCUCUGUUCUAUCUUCCCGCUGUCCAAUCGAUAACGGCUAAUAUCGACAAUCCUGCCAUAUUAGUGUGGCCAGCACAUGUGCCUAGCCCCUCUAACAUCACAUCAAAUGAGACCAAUAAUGAUAUCAUCAAUCUCGAUCAGAUUGCUGAAGAUCUAUCUUUUGUCAAGGAUACGUUGGAGAAAUUGAAAAUAUCAGGAGAUGUCUCUAGCGACCCCGAACUAGAUGAUAUUCCCGAAUUGGAAAUUCAAGGAUCUCUAAGACCCUUGAGCCGCUUUGAAAAACUGCAUAAGUUGGUAAUUUUGCAGCAAUUCUUGAUUGGAUUCUCUCCAGAUGACGAUCUGGGCAGCCUAAAGAAUCUGAUGCCGAAGAAUAUCCACCACCUGACAAUCACUGAUGACAUGGCAUUGCUGGAGCAAAACAUCUUAAGAAACCUCGAUCUUUUCAUGCUACUUCGGGACUGGUGGACAAAUCUUGAGACUCAUACACCUUAUUUUCAUAGUUUGAAGCUACAAAUCAUGAACUCGGAUAUGUGGAGCGCCGGGCGAGAACAUGACCUUGACGCCCUGUGCGCUCAAUUUGGUAUCCGGCUUGCAUAUCGCUUCCAGAAGCCUUUACUAGACUUCGAUUAAGAUAGCGAAUGGACUAGUGAAGGAAAAGAUUUAGCCGAUGUCCUGCGCCACCUUUAUACAUAUAAGUAAAAUCGGCGGCAGCACUUAUCGGUUAGUGGCUUGGCUCGAACUCCU
This is a messenger RNA of Trichoderma atroviride IMI 206040, 1350 nucleotides long. The record is from RefSeq and is a predicted model, not a curated record. Lineage: Eukaryota; Fungi; Ascomycota; Sordariomycetes; Hypocreales; Hypocreaceae.